AGAGCUGGGCCUGUAUUAAGAGAGAGCGCCAGUUGGAUGUGAUGGAACGUACGAAAGGCCGUCGUGAUCUCUCUUCAAAGCGAAAAACAUCUCUCUCUCUCUCUCUCUCUCUCUCUCACCCAUUCUCUCUCUCGUCUGCUGCUGGUUUUUGCUCGUCUCGACGCCUUCGUUUCCUUUGUAUGUAGGUGGGAGGAGGUUUUUUAGGUGCUGAGUCGCUUUCUUUCUCCUUCUCAAUAUUUUCUUUGAAAAGCUCGUUCUAGAAGCCCUCUCCGUCCCUCCCUCUCUCUGAGCUUGAUUUGAUGGCGGCUUGAGAAAGCUCGUUGACGUAAACGGCAGUGGGAAGAGAAGGUUUCAGACCGUUUCCUCUCUCUUGCAAGCUCGGUUUUAUGGCGGUAGGAGGUCUGCAAGUUUGAUUCGAAGGAUUUUCGAUAGGCAUUAAGCGGAUUAUCGUUUCGAAGCUCGUUUCAGUGCGAGGGCGAGGAUUCAGAAAAUUUCAUCUCCCUCUCUUUCAAGCAAGCUGGUUUUUAUGGACGUUCGAGGCUUUUCGAGCUUGAUUUCGUGUUCCAGGCCUCGCGUUUAAAGGUUUUUCUAUGGAAAUUUCGGUUUCGUGCCAGUAAAAGGCCGAUGUUUUGCGGAUCUUUCCACAUAUUUGGAAGAUAUCUUUAUUCAAAAUCUCGCCAUAGUGGCUUCGAAUCUGGUUUUGGAGCGGCUUCUGCUCUAGAGGAGAUUCUUUGUAGAUGAAGCUCCUUUUCAUGGAAAUCUUUUCUUGAUGGUGGCGGGAAUCUUGUCUGGAUCGGUUUUUGCCCUAGCACGAGCGCUGUUUCUGCAGCGGUGAUGGCAUUUUGCGGGAGAGAAGAUCUAACGGCCGGAUUGCAUCGACUGACCAUUCUGCUGGUUUUGAUCGGAGCGUUGAGCUUCCAUCGAGCGGAUUCGGAUGAUGGAGCAACACUUUUGGAGAUCAAGAAGUCCUUUCGUGAUGUUGAUAAUGUGUUAUAUGACUGGAUUGAUGCUGCAUCAUCAGACUAUUGUUCAUGGAGGGGGGUCACAUGUGACAAUGUGACUUUCGAUGUUGUUGCACUUAAUCUUUCCGGUUUAAGCCUUAAUGGAGAAGUCUCUCCUGCAAUUGGAGAUCUAAAAGGCCUACUCUCCAUAGAUCUAAGGGGAAACCAUCUCUCAGGACAGAUCCCAGAUGAGAUUGGAGACUGUUCUUCGCUAAAAAGCCUGGAUUUGUCUUUCAAUGACAUCUACGGGGAUAUACCAUUUUCAAUUUCAAAGUUGAAACAGUUGGAAUCCCUGACAUUAAAAAACAACCAGCUGAUGGGACCUAUUCCUUCAACUCUAUCUCAGAUACCAAACUUGAAAAUACUGGAUCUGGCCCAAAAUAAACUGAGUGGGGACAUACCGAGGCUUAUUUACUGGAAUGAAGUUUUGCAGUAUCUGGGAUUGCGAGGCAACAAUCUGGCAGGGACUCUCUCUGCUGAUAUGUGCCAGUUGACUGGGUUAUGGUAUUUUGAUGUGAGAAACAACAGUUUGACAGGGAGCAUUCCAAAGAAUAUCGGAAAUUGUACCAGCUUCCAGGUUUUGGACUUGUCAUACAAUCAGCUCACAGGAGAGAUUCCUUUCAAUAUUGGGUUUCUGCAAGUUGCAACAUUAUCUCUGCAAGGAAACCAGCUGUCUGGGCCAAUUCCACCUGUGAUCGGUCUGAUGCAGGCACUUGCCGUGCUAGAUCUGAGUUGCAACCUUCUAAGUGGACCCAUUCCUCCUAUUCUAGGCAAUUUGACUUACACUGAGAAACUGUAUUUGCACAGUAAUAAGCUGACAGGAUCCAUUCCCCCUGAGCUGGGCAAUAUGACAAAUCUUCACUAUCUGGAGCUGAAUGAUAAUCAGUUGUCUGGCCAUAUUCCACCUGAACUUGGGAGGCUUACAGACUUGUUUGACCUGAAUGUUGCUAACAACAAUCUUGAAGGGCCAAUCCCCGGAAAUUUAAGCUCAUGCGUGAAUCUUAAUAACCUCAAUGUGUAUGGGAAUAGGCUGAAUGGAACCAUUCCACGUGCAUUCCAAAAACUUGAGAGCAUGACAAACUUGAAUCUAUCAUCAAACAACCUUAAGGGUCCCAUCCCUAUUGAGCUGUCCCGAAUCGGUAAUCUGGAUACUCUGGACAUUUCAAACAACAAUAUUACUGGUUCUAUUCCUGCUUCUGUUGGUGACUUGGAACAUCUUCUGAAACUAAAUUUGAGCAACAAUCAUCUAGUUGGACCCAUCCCUGCCGAAUUCGGAAACCUAAGAAGCAUUAUGGACCUGGACCUCUCAAACAAUCGCCUCUCAGGUCCAAUUCCUCAGGAACUUGGGCAGCUGCAAAGUUUGUUCUCACUGAGAGUGGAACAUAACAAUCUGUCAGGGGACAUUUUCGUGCUAAUCAACUGCUUCAGUCUUACAUUGUUAAAUGUUUCAUACAACAACCUAGCUGGUGAUAUUCCUACUGGCAACAAUUUCUCGAGAUUUUCUCAGGAUAGCUUCUUGGGAAAUCCUGGUCUUUGCGGCUAUUGGCUCAGUCCUUGUCAGGCAUCCCAUCCGCCGGAAAGAGCCUCAAUCUCUAAAGUAGCCAUCCUGGCAAUUGCUUUAGGCGCUCUUGUGAUUCUCCUCCUGAUCCUAGUUGCAGCGUGCCGACCGCACAAUCCGAAUCCCUUCCUAGAAGGAUCCCCUGACAAACCAGUUCAUAUCCCUCCAAAACUGGUGAUUCUCCACAUGAACAUGGCACUCCAUGUGUAUGAAGACAUCAUGAGGAUGACCGAGAACCUGAGCGAGAAGUACAUAAUCGGGUAUGGUGCAUCGAGCACGGUCUACAAGUGUGUGCUGAAGAACUGCCGGCCGGUUGCCAUCAAGAGGCUUUAUUUACACUAUCCGCAAAGCCUGAAGGAGUUUGAAACAGAGCUGGAGACAGUUGGGAGCAUCAAGCAUCGGAAUCUGGUUAGCCUCCAAGGAUACUCCCUGUCUCCUGCCGGGAAUCUUCUGUUCUACGAUUACAUGGAGAAUGGCAGCCUCUGGGAUCUUCUACAUGGUCCAUCAAAGAAGAAGAAGCUUGACUGGGACACCCGCCUGAGUAUCGCAUUAGGUGCAGCGCAAGGACUCUCCUAUCUCCACCACGACUGCAGCCCACGCAUAAUCCACAGGGACGUGAAAUCAUCUAACAUACUCUUGGACAAGGAUUUCGAGCCCCACCUCACAGACUUUGGAAUCGCAAAGAGCUUGUCUGUAUCAAAGACCCACACCUCCACGUACAUCAUGGGGACCAUCGGCUACAUAGACCCUGAGUAUGCUCGCACGUCCCGCCUCAAUGAGAAAUCCGAUGUUUACAGCUUUGGGAUUGUCCUGCUCGAGUUACUGACUGGGAAGAAAGCUGUGGACAACGAGUCCAACCUUCAUCAGCUGAUCCUUUCGAAGACGGCCACAAACACAGUCAUGGAGACCGUCGAUCCAGACAUCUCAGCCACUUGCAAGGAUCUUGGCGCUGUGAAGAAGGUAUUCCAGCUAGCUCUACUUUGCACCAAGAAGCAGCCCACCGACAGGCCUACAAUGCAUGAGGUGACACGAGUUCUCGGGUCCCUUGUGCUGGCCAGCAUGCCUCAGAAGCCGGCCCUGCCACCUCCGUCGGUCCCGAGCUACAUGGACGAGUAUGCCAACAUCAAGAACCCCAGUGUGCUAACGUCCGCCACCCUGAGCAGCACCUCAGAUGCCAACCUCUUUCUGAAAUUCGGAGAGGUAAUAUCUCAGAACACCGUCUGAUUAAAAUUGAAAUCAACGGCUAUCUAUGAUUUUAUUAGUAAAAGGAAGGUUUGAGAGAGGAGAUUCCUUUUACUAAUAAUUCAAAGAGUCUGUACUUAAGCGUUCGAUUCUAGAAUGCGCCGUGGGUGGAGGGUGAACAGGGAAUGGUCGUCUCGUGCGUUAUGUAUGUCAUUUUGUACAGCACUGAAUUAUUGUAGUGUCGGCCCUUUUGUCUCA
This is a messenger RNA of Magnolia sinica, 3999 nucleotides long. Its product is annotated as LRR receptor-like serine/threonine-protein kinase ERECTA. Gene Ontology annotation, molecular function: protein binding; protein kinase activity; ATP binding. The coding region runs from base 835 to 3783 and encodes 982 amino acids. The record is from RefSeq and is a predicted model, not a curated record. The transcript is spliced from 29 exons. NCBI's taxonomy places the organism in Eukaryota, Viridiplantae, Streptophyta, Magnoliopsida, Magnoliales, Magnoliaceae. Gene Ontology annotation, biological process: protein phosphorylation.